Messenger RNA from Gaeumannomyces tritici R3-111a-1, 1076 nucleotides. RefSeq lists its product as hypothetical. The transcript has 3 exons. The coding region runs from base 751 to 927 and encodes 58 amino acids. The record is from RefSeq and is a predicted model, not a curated record. NCBI's taxonomy places the organism in Eukaryota, Fungi, Ascomycota, Sordariomycetes, Magnaporthales, Magnaporthaceae.
CAAGCUUUUUAGGGCUCCCGACUCCCGAAAACCACUCAGAGGGCCGUUUCCCCCAUGGUAUUUCCGGCGAGUCGGAGGUUCCGAGGCAGCAUGAGCCUGGCGCCAUGCAGGCCUCCACGUUACAAAGUGGACGAGAGCUGACGUAUGCCUCCAGACUACCGACCUAGCUAGCAGUCCGGGGUCUGGUUACGGCCCUGUUGCCAACCAACCCACCGAGCCAUCCACGCGCGGCCCGCAAGAGCUAGCCUGCUACGUAUGCAGAGUGGAGGUGCUAUCGUCGAUGGAUACGGCUUCCCUGGGGCCUAGCUGGGAAGGGACCGCCUGAUACGUCUAGGUGCACGCAAUAUGGCCACCCAGACGUUCUGCUCUGCCCGCGCCUGCCCUGGCACGCGUGCAGGGAGAUAUGACGGAGGCCUCUCCUCGAGUUGGCCCAGCGAAUCCCUCACUGGGUGGUCAGCCGGCUUUCGUGGUCCUGCGUUCUGACUAAACCUUGUUUGUCUGUUCUUCUCACCCGCAUGUGCUGGUGUUAAGGGGCUACCCAGGGCGGAAGCUGGUCUAGCGGGGGCCACCGAGAGGAUAAAAGGCCGCGACAGCCCGACUCCAUUCCUGUCCUCUUCUCUCCUCUCACGCACUCAUCUUUACCCAUAGCCGGAGAACCUCGACACAGAGCUACCAGCGAACCCAGCUUAAGAAUCCAGCUCACUCUUGACCUCCCACUUAUACUUGAAAGUACAUCAGCAAACCCACAAAAUGCCUACCGUCAACGCUCCCCAGCAGCAGCAGCCCAUGGAUGCUGCCCCGCAGGACGCUACCGUUAUGCAGCAGCCCACCGCUGAGCCGGAUAUGUCGACCGAUGCGAGCCUGAGAGGAGGUUUCAUGGAGGAAUGCUCGUGCUGCUGUUUCAGCGAGGAAUGCGCCUGCUGUUAAGGAGCAAAGGGCGGGGCUUUGUGGGCGAUGCCCUUUGGGAGGAUUAGAGGGCCAUGGAGAGAUCACUUGUCGUCCAUGCCAAGUAAUCUGGGCGAGCAACUGUAUAGCAUUAUCUAAUGUAGCAAGCAAUACCUACUGAAUUUUGGCGG